Molecule: messenger RNA, 1008 nt
Organism: Adineta steineri
Lineage: Eukaryota; Metazoa; Rotifera; Eurotatoria; Adinetida; Adinetidae
Source: the annotation of a GenBank genome assembly
AUGGAAUAUAACGUAACGAGUAUUUCAUCCACAGCGUUUACAAUUAAUACUGUCUCACGUUGGCUAAACUAUGUACUAGCUAUACCAAUGAUAAUAUUAGGAAUUCUUGGAUCAAUAUUAACUAUCCUAGUUUUUACGAGACAAAGUUCAUUUCAACGUAAUCCAACCAUUAUUUAUUUACUCGCUGGUGCCAUCAUGACAGCAAUACAUCUGCCAACAAUCUAUUUACAGAGUAUACUUGUUGAUGGUUUCGGUUUAGGUAUAUUUAAUACUAAUGAUCUUGCAUGUCGAGAACAUAAUUAUUUACUAUAUGCUACAACUGUUGCUGCUAUUUCAUUUCCUUGUUGGGCAGCAUUUGAUCAAUAUGCAAGUACAUGUCGUGAAGCAAGUUUUCGAAAUCGAUGGAGUUCAAUACGAGUAGUUCGAGCAGCUAUCACCGGUACUAUAAUCUUUUGGACAAUAGUUUAUUUGCCAAUGAUUUUUUUCAGUGGUAUCGAUCAUAAUAUUUGUGUAUUAACAAAUAUUUACUAUAGAAAUUUGAAUGAUUUUAUUGUAACACCUCUAGUUUAUACGAUCGGUCCACUGACAUUUAUUAUAAUAUUUACAAGAAGAACUAUACAAAAUCUUCGCGCGGUUACUUUGACAAAUCGUCGUGAUCAUUUAACGAAACAAAUUCGUCAUAUGCUUAUCCCUCAAUUGAUUAUACUUGCUCUGUCCGGAGUACCAUUUGGUUUACAAAACAUAUAUUUUAAUCUCACUAAUGAUGUAUACAAAGAUAGUCUUCGACAAGCUAUCGAACAUUUAUUCGUUCAAAUAAUUCGUUUAUUUUAUCAUUUUAAUUUUGUUUUUACAUUCUAUAUUUAUUUAUACAUGUCAAGUGAAGUAAGAAAAGUACUACGACGAAUAACUACUAGUUCACGUAAAAAAAGUAUUGAAGGUUCAAAUACAGAUUCUAUUGUAUUACAAACAUUGACGUGUGACAAUACUUCUCGAGAUCGUUUGUUUUGA